CUGACUUGGUCUUCCGAGAAUAUCUCACCUUGAUAUCCUCGGUGAGUAUAUUCCAACAUUCUAAAGAAAUUAGUACUGUAGCAACAAUUUCUUUAACUUCUCUAAUGGAGUCUGAGAAGUGUGUAGUUGGCCUGGAAACAAUGAAGAAGAAACGAAAAAUGAAGAAAUUUUGUGCAGUGAUAUUAACUGUCACUGCUCUUGCUCCUUUAAGACGCUUAGAAAUAUUGCUUCAGGUGCAAAACUCUCGGAAUUUACAGUACAAGGAUAUAACUCAAGGCUUGAAACAUAUGAGGAGAACUGAUGGUUUUCGAGGAUUAUUUAAGGGCAAUGGUGCUUAUAUUGCAAAGGCCAUGUCAUGUUCUGCAGUCUAUUUUGCUGUUCAUUAUCCACUAGCAAGGAUUAUAGGGCUCUAUUGUCAGACACCAGGCAAAGAAAAUGCAAAGCCUCCUAUUUUGUUAACCCGUGGAAUUCAUGCAUGCACUGUGAUGAUUGCAACGGCAGCAGCUUAUCCCAUGGACGUGGCACAAGGAAGGCUCUCUGUUCAGACAGGAAAAUCACCAUAUCAAUAUAGAGGAAUCUAUCAUGCUCUAACAACGAUUGCCCGAGAAGAAGGCCCACGAGCUUUAUAUAAAGGAUUUCUUCCUUAUUCGAUCGGACAAGUGGUGUACACUGGCCUCAACUUCGCUGUCUAUGGAUUUACAAGUUUAAGCAUAGCAAAGGCCGUGCUAUCGAGAUUUCAUGAAUUGAAGUCCAAGGGCAUGAAUCGUGACGUGAAUGAAGAGGUCACGACGGCCAUAAAGAAAAAACUUCCAUAUUUUCAGAUAUUAUCAUUUGCCGUGUGCCAUACCUUUGCUUAUCCUUUCAAUGUUAUUCAUCGAAGAAUGCAGAUGGAGGGUUGGAAAAAUUCUUCAUCGAUUAUUGCAUCUUGUUACGGUAGUAGUAAUAACAUUGCAGCAGCAAGUGAGUUUACAGGGAUGUGUGAUGCAUUCAAGAAAACCAUUAGAAAUAAUGGUUUUAAAGCACUGUACAAGGGUUCGGUUCCGUAUCUUCUGCUGAAGGUAUUUCCAGCUUCACUUUUUGCAUCUGUCGUACACCUUGGGCUGUUGGAAAGUGGACUUGAGCUAAACAUCAAGCAUCCAUAGAAUGAUCAGACACACAUGAGCUGUCAGAAUUUUGCCCGCUGCUGUGUUGAUUGGUGUACGCAGAAAUGUAUUUUCAAGCCGAUGGCUUUUUUCUGUAACAACCAUAACAUAACCGUGAAGAUUUUUUUGUCAAAGAGUUGUUGUAUAUCA
This is a messenger RNA of Papaver somniferum (opium poppy), 1292 nucleotides long. RefSeq names its product mitochondrial adenine nucleotide transporter ADNT1-like. The transcript is spliced from 8 exons. NCBI's taxonomy places the organism in Eukaryota, Viridiplantae, Streptophyta, Magnoliopsida, Ranunculales, Papaveraceae. The record is from RefSeq and is a predicted model, not a curated record. The coding region runs from base 105 to 1142 and encodes 345 amino acids. Gene Ontology annotation, biological process: transmembrane transport.